AAAAUAGUUAGAAUAUAGUUUGACUUGUGUGUGUUACUUGUGAAAAUUGUCUUGAAAGAAAUGAGUGUUUUUAGCAAAUAUUUUCAUGUGGCAUUUGCACCUGUCACAUGUAAGGAUAUUAUUCAUCCACACACAGACAACUGUGUGAAAGCUGCUAUUGGAUACUUUUUUAAGCCAACGUUGACAACAAUGCAAUUUUUUAUACCACUAUUUAUGAUAUCAAUAGCAGCAAAGAAAGAUAAAAUUGACCUUGAGAUUUUUGUGGAAAUGCUAAAAAAUUUUGUUGGAGCCGUAGGAGCCGCACUGAUGACCGGGUCGAUUGGAACCUUUUUCAUGUGCAUUCUUUAUAGACUAUUAGGACGAUUCUAUUGGUAUACGAUUGUUGGGUUGCCGGGAUUUUUGGGUGCAUUGACAAUUUUUUUAGUGCCAAAUCAAAUUGCGAUAAUGUUUAGUCAUAGUUGUCUUGUUAUGGUCACAGAAGUUCUCAUUAAACGACGCGGUAGCAUUCUUUUUCGGUGUAUGGAUAGUGUAAUUUGGUUUCGAACGUUAGUCUUUAUGUUUAUGAGCGCAAUUACUUUGGAUAGUUUACGAAAAAUCAAGCCACAUAUUUCUUGGUUCAUUGAACCAGUGCGAAGAAGAUCAAAACGUCGUUAUGAAUGUUAUGACGAGAGUCCAAUAUUUGACUCAAUGAUUCCGGUUUCGGGAAAUGUUUGCAGCCAUAAAAAUGGAUGUGAUACAUUUAUAGUGAAUGAACUGAAAAAAUAUUUCAAAAUUGGUUUGGCCAUUGAAUUUGUUCAAAGUGUGUUGAGAAAUGUUGAUCAAUUUAAACAGAAUGCAUUCAAAGGUGUGUGGAGCAUAAUCACAGGAUUUAAUGUUAAAUUUUUGCUUUUUGCUGUUUGCUACCCGUUUACAUACCGAGCUCUUACCUGCAUGUUCAAUCGGCUCUAUGGUUUUGAAUCAAAGUCUUCAAAUUAUAUGGCUGCUUUUUUUGCUGGUGUUUUCUUUUAUUUUUAUCCACAAAUGCCAUUUUUGACAUACGCCAUUGCAUGCACGAUUGAAAUAAUGUGGCAACGUCUUCGGAAACGUCGAAAGUUUGUGAUCAUCCGGAAAAUCAAUGAAUUACCACUUGCCCGAAUAUCUUACGCAAUUUUAGUGCCGGUUUUAUUUCAUAUGCGAUCUUUCUAUCCUUGGCAAACACCCGUAUUGAUUCACAAAGUGAUGAAUUUGGUCACUUGUAGGCAUGACGAAAAAAUGUUGAUGAACACCUAUAAAUUCCUAAUACCAUCAAAUGCUUGAUUGAAUAAAAUGUACAUGGACUAAAUGGAACACUGGAUUUGUUGUUUUUUUUUCUCUUCUUUUCGAAAAUGUUAAAUAGGAAUGAGAGAGUUAAAACGUAUUUUAAGUCAAUUUUAUUUGAAUUUCAUAUAUUUUGUUAAUGUG
Molecule: messenger RNA, 1440 nt
Organism: Contarinia nasturtii (swede midge)
Lineage: Eukaryota; Metazoa; Arthropoda; Insecta; Diptera; Cecidomyiidae
Product: transmembrane protein 135-like
Exons: 8
Coding region: 61-1296 (411 amino acids)
Source: RefSeq, a predicted model, not a curated record